Molecule: messenger RNA, 405 nt
Organism: Protopolystoma xenopodis
Lineage: Eukaryota; Metazoa; Platyhelminthes; Monogenea; Polystomatidea; Polystomatidae
Source: the annotation of a GenBank genome assembly
AUGCGACUGCAGUCGGGCCACUUGGGCCUCUACACCGAGAGGACACUCCACAACAACCAGCACCCGGUAGGCCGACCCGAGAUACCGUUGGCCAGAUGUGAAGCCAUAAAAUUUUACGAUUCCCCUCCAGCAAUAAACCGCCUCCAGUUAUCUCUCCAGCCUGUCUGCUUGCAUCGUCAGGCGUGUAGACAUGUCGUCGUGCAGCCUUGGAGCAUGUUGCCAAUGGUCGGGGGUGGUCGAGUCAACCAGCAUCAAGCGUGGCCGAGGCAGAAGUCGGCUGAAAAAGGUCCACCCUACGGUUGGGACUGUGGGAGCAGCCGGAUCAGAAUUGGCUACUGCGAUCUUGUCCGCAUUUCAGCUGUUCUUAAGAUCUCUCGUAGAGAUGCUCGACCGAGGAAGUGUUAA